Messenger RNA from Lagopus muta (rock ptarmigan), 432 nucleotides. Its product is annotated as protein FAM240B-like. The transcript is spliced from 3 exons. The record is from RefSeq and is a predicted model, not a curated record. NCBI's taxonomy places the organism in Eukaryota, Metazoa, Chordata, Aves, Galliformes, Phasianidae. The coding region runs from base 81 to 299 and encodes 72 amino acids.
AGGGCUGCUGUGGCAAUAUUUUUCAUUUGUUUGUGUCACAAAGAGGAUUUAUUUGCAGGAAGAGCUUGAAUCCUGAGAAAAUGAAUAGUCAAUAUAUACGUCACGAAGUGCGAGGAUGUGAAACUAGCAACCUGAGAAACUUCUGGGAAAAGACAAUUGAACAACAAACUCGGUAUCUGCAAGUUGAAAGAGAACGUCAGCAAAGAAGUGCUCUGACAAAGCUCAGAAACGAAUGGAUGGAGAGGCUCGAAAAACGAAUAAAGAUGUUGAGGACCCAACCUGAAGAUGCAUCUAUUUGAAGAUCUCAAACUCACUGCUUGUAUAGGAAGAGACUGUUUUGUGGGAGAGUAUGACAGUGGGAUUCAAAAACUCAAGUGGAUUUUGCUCUGUGGCUUAAGCGAGCUAUAAAUAAUUACCAGUCAUUGUCAGAAG